This is a messenger RNA of Pestalotiopsis fici W106-1, 2097 nucleotides long. RefSeq names its product Vacuolar protein sorting-associated protein 1. The record is from RefSeq and is a predicted model, not a curated record. Lineage: Eukaryota; Fungi; Ascomycota; Sordariomycetes; Amphisphaeriales; Sporocadaceae. Gene Ontology annotation, molecular function: microtubule binding; GTPase activity; GTP binding. The transcript is spliced from 3 exons. Gene Ontology annotation, biological process: peroxisome organization. The coding region runs from base 1 to 2097 and encodes 698 amino acids. Gene Ontology annotation, cellular component: microtubule; cytoplasm; membrane.
AUGAGCGAAACCAUCGUCACUCCGGGAGGUAUCUCGGAUCCUGCCCUCAUCAAGCUCGUCAAUAAGCUCCAAGAUGUCUUCGCGACCGUUGGUGUCAACAACCCCAUCGACCUCCCGCAAAUAGUAGUUGUCGGAUCCCAGUCGAGUGGCAAGAGUUCCGUACUCGAGAAUAUUGUGGGUAGAGAUUUCUUGCCGCGAGGCUCUGGUAUUGUCACAAGACGACCCCUCGUCCUGCAACUCAUCAACCGGGCACCCUCACAAGCAAAUGGCGUCAAGGAGGAGCUCCUCGACUCGACCGACAAGGCCGCCAACCAGGACGAAUGGGGAGAGUUCUUGCACGUCCCCGGCCAAAAGUUCUACGAUUUUAACAAGAUCCGCGACGAGAUCAGCCGCGAGACCGAGGCAAAGGUUGGCCGGAAUGCUGGCAUCUCCCCCGCCCCCAUCAACCUCAGAAUCUACUCGCCCAACGUCCUCACCCUCACCCUGGUCGAUCUUCCCGGUCUGACCAGAGUGCCGGUCGGCGACCAGCCUCGAGAUAUUGAGAGGCAGAUUCGUGACAUGAUUGUCAAGUACAUCCAAAAGACCAACGCCAUCAUCCUUGCUGUGACCGCUGCCAACAUUGACUUGGCCAACUCGGACGGUUUGAAGCUGGCGCGAGAGGUCGACCCCGAGGGACAGAGGACCAUUGGUGUCCUGACCAAGGUCGACUUGAUGGACGAGGGCACAGACGUUGUCGACAUUUUGGCUGGUAGAAUUAUUCCUCUCCGCCUGGGUUACGUCCCGGUCGUCAACAGAGGUCAGAGAGACAUUGACAACAAGAAGCCCAUCAACCAAUCGCUCGAGGCCGAGAAGAACUUUUUCGAGGAACACAAGGCUUACCGUAACAAGAGCUCCUACUGUGGUACCCCUUACCUGGCGCGCAAGCUCAACCUGAUCUUGAUGAUGCACAUCAAGCAGACCCUACCCGACAUCAAGGCCAGAAUCUCGAGCUCGCUGCAAAAGUACACUGCCGAGCUCAACAGCCUGGGUCCUUCCAUGCUUGGCAACAACUCAAACAUUGUUCUGAACAUCAUCACCGAAUUCACCAAUGAGUGGCGGACGGUCUUGGAGGGAAACAAUGGCGAACUCUCAAGCACGGAACUUUCUGGUGGUGCCAGAAUCAGCUUCGUAUUCCACGAACUGUACUCAAACGGUGUGAAGGCUGUCGAUCCAUUUGAUAUGGUGAAGGAUGUCGACAUUCGAACGAUUUUGUACAACUCGUCGGGUUCUUCGCCUGCUCUGUUCGUCGGCACUACCGCCUUCGAGCUGAUUGUGAAGCAGCAGAUCAAGCGACUAGAGGAGCCCAGCUUGAAGUGUGUUUCCCUCGUUUAUGACGAGCUGGUGCGCAUCCUCACCCAGCUGCUCCAAAAGCAACUCUACCGCCGAUACCCCCAGCUUAAGGAGACUGUUCACAAUGUCAUCAUUUCCUUCUUCAAGAAGGCCAUGGAGCCGACCAACAAACUCGUCAAGGAUCUCGUGGCGAUGGAGUCCUGCUACAUCAACACUGGCCACCCUGACUUCCUGAACGGCCACAGAGCAAUGGCCCUUGUUAACGAGAGACACAAUGGUGCAAAGCCGGUGCAGGUCGAUCCCAAGACUGGCAAGCCCCUUCCCGCCGCGGCCACCCCGGCCCGGGCUGCUAGCCCUACACUGGAGGGGUUGGAGCAGAGCAAUUCCGGUUUCUUUGGCAGCUUCUUUGCCGCCAAGAACAAGAAGAAGGCAGCGGCCAUGGAGGCUCCGCCGCCAAUGCUCAAGGCUUCCGGCACUCUGUCUGAGCGCGAAAACAUCGAGGUUGAGGUCAUCAAGCUGCUUAUCUCGUCUUACUACAAUAUUGUCAAGCGAACCAUGAUUGAUAUGGUCCCCAAGGCCAUCAUGCUCAAUCUUGUCCAAUUCACCAAGGAUGAAAUGCAACGAGAGCUCCUGGAGAACAUGUACCGCCAAGAAACGCUGGACGAGCUUCUCAAGGAAUCCGACUACACUGUCCGCAGGAGAAAGGAGUGCCAGCAAAUGGUCGAGUCGCUCAGCAGGGCAAGCGAGAUCGUCAGCCAGGUCCAGUAA